AUGAACACAUCGCUUCUCUUCACAACCACCAUAUUCGACACGUUCUCCGCGCGGCAUGGCAAGCUCAAUCUGUGCGCAGCGUCGACACGCUCGGACCUGCUUCUGGUAGCGAUCGGCAAAGACAUCCACGUCUACAAAAUAGACUACUACUCGCGUCCGCCAACCCUGAAAACCCGUUUUCUGUAUCCAGACGGACCACUGAAUGACGAAAUCAACGCAAUAUGUCUGGGCACGCUGUUUGACCAAGAGGUUGUCGCUGCCGUCUUCGAUACAGGAAGGGUCAUUAUUUGGAAGCUCGACCUCACUGGCACCAUCCUGUAUACCUACAAGAACAGCAGCUCCACAUGGGGAUGCGCAAUACACGGCGAAACGAACACAAUAGCGAUCAGCGCAAACUCACACAAUAUCACCAUCCUCGAGCCGCCAGGUCCACCCACCGAUGCGCCAGCACAGCUGCGGCUAAAGAGCUUUUUGGAAGACCAUAUCCACAAUAUACCAAACGUGUCGUUCUCAGCGUGCGGCAAGUACCUGGUAUCGGCAAGCAUCGACUCGUCCAUCCGCGCGUGGGAUCUGGACUCGGGUACACCAAUCUGCAGCUACUUUGACCGACACUGGUGCUGGUCAGCCUUGUUUGUUUACCCAUUCUACUUUGUGCCCGACUCUCUGGAAGCAGGAAGCAGCACAGAUACUGAGCGAGCGGGGGUGCUUAGCGAUCUGUCAGCCCAGCUCAUGCACUAUAUCCAAACAACCAACGCUGGCAUCGACACUGAAGAUGACUCUCAGAGCGAGGAAGUCGAUUGGGAGGUAGUCGAUGAGGAGGAAGGGGAUGACGACGACGAACCUACCCCAAGAAACGCGCUUCAAGCCCCCAUCCUGGAUCACAGUGACGACAUCCAGAACGGACAUACACCAACCACCGGCUCAGAUAUCCGCGGCGACAGCUCAGAGGGCCACAGCGAUGACCAGCCGUUCUUUGAUGCCGAGGACGGCGGCCAAGCAAGCGAUGCUGGUCUAUUAACUAACCACGGCAACGAGGAGUCGCUAUUGACAGACAGUGCUAUCGCUGCAGACACGACGUCUAUAGAACGCCGCACCCCGCUUAUCCUGUGCGGGACAGACUACGACAUCGUGCUGAUUGAUCCAGCCAAAGAGUACAUGCCGGUUGUUGACAAGAUCCCGUUUGCCGUGCUCGGCACAAGCGGCCCGUGGCUGGAGUCUAUGGACUUCUUCGAUCGCAUCGCGUUUCUCGAAUGGAUCCCUGAGCUGGGUAUUGCCAUCACCGCUUCAUAUUCAGGCAAUGCUGCAAUUAUUAAGCUGAAGCAGCAGGCAUCGUCUGGCCCCAAGUCCAGCAACCACAGCUGCUCAUACAAAGUCACUGCCAAGCCGCUGGAGCCAAUCCGCGUCUCCAGCAGACUCUAUGGCAUCGCUGUAUAUCGGCGAUCAAUCGACAGAUUAUCGCAGUACUGCUCAGUGGUUGUGUAUGUCGUUUAUAUGGACGGCACCAUGCACGUGUAUGAGUUGAGCUCGGAACCUUCAGAAUAUUUUGCAACAUAG
Linderina pennispora is the source of this 1554-nucleotide messenger RNA. Its product is annotated as WD40 repeat-like protein. NCBI's taxonomy places the organism in Eukaryota, Fungi, Kickxellomycota, Kickxellomycetes, Kickxellales, Kickxellaceae. The transcript has 2 exons. Gene Ontology annotation, molecular function: protein binding. The coding region runs from base 1 to 1554 and encodes 517 amino acids. The record is from RefSeq and is a predicted model, not a curated record.